Molecule: messenger RNA, 2340 nt
Organism: Sinocyclocheilus rhinocerous
Lineage: Eukaryota; Metazoa; Chordata; Actinopteri; Cypriniformes; Cyprinidae
Gene: arrb1
Product: arrestin, beta 1
Exons: 14
Coding region: 387-1586 (399 amino acids)
Biological process (GO): G protein-coupled receptor internalization; signal transduction; negative regulation of Notch signaling pathway
Cellular component (GO): cytoplasm
Molecular function (GO): G protein-coupled receptor binding
Source: RefSeq, a predicted model, not a curated record
AGAGGAGGGGAGAGAGACGAGGAGAGGAAAACACAGCGGAAGAGCUCUGCUAGAUAGUGUGGAUAUCAAACGGAAGCUUCUUAAGCGUUAGGAUUUUCCAAACAGCGUCUAUCGUUCCUACAUUCCCACCUGAAGGACUCAACGAGGAAUCGCCGGCUUCUGCUCGUUUUAUUUUCGUUUGUCUGUUGGCAAGCGGCAGUGGAGAUGCUCCUGUAAUUGGAUUCAUCUGGAAAGCGCUCAGACCGUGAGGAGAGCUGCUUAAGUGACAGCGGCUCUCUAACGCAGCAUAGUGAAUUCUCUUCAUCUUUCGUUUUUCCCCUCAGCUCCAUCUCCCUCUCAUCUUCUUCCCACAGCAGAAGAGUUUCUGUCGCACGCAGAUCCUCGCGAUGGGUGAUAAAGGCACAAGGGUGUUCAAGAAGGCUAGUCCGAAUGGAAAGUUAACUGUAUACCUUGGUAAGAGGGAUUUCGUCGACCACGUGGAUCUUGUGGAGCCUGUCGAUGGUGUGGUUUUAAUUGAUCCAGAGUACUUAAAAGAGAGAAAAGUUUUUGUGACCUUGACGUGUGCUUUCCGCUAUGGACGGGAGGACUUGGACGUUCUUGGCUUGACGUUUCGCAAAGACCUCUUUGCUGCCAACAUCCAGGCAUUUCCUCCCGUGCCAGAAGAGAAAAAGAGCUUGACACGUCUACAAGAGCGACUGAUAAAGAAACUUGGAGAACAUGCUUACCCCUUCACCUUUGAGAUUCCUCCGAACUUGCCCUGUUCUGUCACGUUACAACCAGGGCCAGAGGAUACAGGAAAGGCCUGCGGGGUUGACUUUGAAGUGAAAGCUUUCUGUGCAGAAAACGUUGAAGAAAAAAUCCACAAAAGGAAUUCAGUGCGUCUUGUCAUCAGAAAAGUGCAGUAUGCUCCAGAGAAGCCGGGCCCACAGCCAAUGGCUGAAACCACAAGGCAGUUCCUCAUGUCAGAUAAACCUUUACACCUGGAGGCCUCACUUGACAAAGAGAUUUACUAUCAUGGUGAACCAAUCAGUGUCAACGUCCAUGUCACAAACAACACAAACAAGACAGUAAAAAAAAUCAAGAUUUCAGUGCGUCAAUAUGCUGAUAUCUGCCUCUUCAACACUGCCCAGUACAAGUGUCCAGUGGCGACAGAGGAAUCAGAUGAUAUUGUGGCCCCCAGUGCUACAUUUUGUAAAGUAUACACUCUCACGCCUUUCCUUGUGAAUAACCGAGAGAAACGCGGCUUGGCUCUGGAUGGCAAACUCAAACAUGAAGACACAAAUUUAGCCUCAAGUACAUUGUUAAGAGAGGGAGCCAAUAAGGAAAUUCUGGGCAUCAUUGUUUCUUAUAAGGUGAAAGUGAAGCUUGUGGUGUCUCGUGGAGGUGCCAAUCAAUAUUCUCUCUGCAACCUUCUUGUUUUAGCUCCAGAAAAUGAUGCCCUCAUUGACACAAACCUUAUUGAAUUUGACACAAAUGACGAUGACAUCAUCUUCGAGGACUUUGCCCGACAACGACUGACCGGGGCAAAAGAUGACAAAGACGAAGAUGAGGAGGGUGCCGAUUCGCCCAAACUGAAUGACAGAUAGAUUGCAGAUAAGAGUUUCCUGUGUUGUGACGAUACAAGAGACCCUUUUGAGAUAACCUGGAAAAAUGGGACACCCUUUAACACACUCACAGUGGUGCAGUUGUUGUGUUCUUGUUCACAUUUGUCUCUUCCAUCCUGCAAGGGUGUACAGUAAAAACUUAAGUGUAGAAAAUGUGACCUUGUCGUCGAAGAGAUUAGAAGGUGAGGUUUUAGUUGAUAGGCCGGCCACUGAGUGCCUCGGGUAUUUGAGGGUUGAGGCAAUGGCUUCUCAUCUUAGCUAAAUCAAACGUCAGUGGUAGCAUGCCUUUGUUGUUGCUUUGUUUUAUAGAUUCUUCCUUUGGUUAGAACUGAGGAAGAUUUUAAGGGCCGUGAUUUAGUUUUGAACCAUAUUUAAUGUAUGGAAUUUAUUGUUUUAAUUACUGUAAAUGGAACUGGAUUCAGUAUUUUUAUUAUAAAAGUUGCCAAAUUGAAUCAUCUUUAUAAUGUCUAAUGUCUCAACUGAGAGCUUUUGAAUCAGUCGUGCAGAGUGCAAGUUUUUUUUUUUUCCCGAUAAAAAAAUUUAAUCUAAAAGCUAUCUUACCUAAUAAAAGUUAUGGAUUCACUACUGAUAAAAAGACUACAUGACACAAUGCAACAACAAUGUAUGACAAUUUUUUUUUCUCUUAAAAGUCUUCAGUUAUUUCUAAAAGUGGGUUUCUAUGAAAUAAUUUAAUUAUAAACAAUGCCUAUAUGUGACCCUGGGGCAUACCUGUCAA